AGAUGGAGCAGACCUGUGAUGAUAUAGAUGAAAUGUUCAGCAAUUUACUUGGGGAAAUGGACAUGCUCACCCAGAGCUUAGGAGUGGAGACUGUACCACCUCCAUCCCCCAAAGUGUCCAACAAUGACUUUAGCUUUACAGUUGGCUUUAAAGAUUUAAAUGAAUCCCUAAAUGCCCUAGAGGACAAAGACCUGGAUGCUUUAAUGGCUGAUCUUGUAGCAGACCUAAAUGAUGUUGAACAGAGAACUUUACAAGCCCAGAAAACUUCUUCUUGCAACCAGCAAAGUACAGUCACUCAGCCUUCAAUAGGCUUGGAUAGUGACAUUUAUUGUAAAGCAAGUCCCUAUGUUACCAUUACUGGACAGUUUGGGGAUGACUUGCCCCCUCCACCUCCAGGCCCUGACUUAGACCUUCCACCACCACCACCACCACCUCCUCCUGAGCCACUUACCCAGGAAGAACAAGAGGCAAAGGCUAAAGCUGACAAGAUUAAACUUGCAUUGGAGAAACUGAAGGAAGCCAAAGUUAAAAAGCUCGUUAUCAAGGUGCACAUGUACGAUAACAGCACAAAGUCACUAAUGGUGGAUGAGCGUCAGGUGGCACGGGAUGUUUUAGACAAUCUCUUUGAGAAAACCCAUUGCGACUGCAACGUGGACUGGUGUCUGUAUGAAAUGUACCCAGAGCUGCAGAUUGAAAGGUUUUUUGAAGACCAUGAAAAUGUCGUUCAAGUGUUAUCAGACUGGACUCGAGACACUGAGAAUAAGAUUCUGUUUUUGGAAAAAAGUGAAAAAUAUGCUUUAUUUAAAAAUCCCCAGAACUUCUACCUGGCAAACAAAGGGAAGAAUGAAAGCAAAGAAAUGAAUGAUAAAAACAAAGAGGCAUUACUGGAGGAAAGCUUCUGUGGGACAUCUGUCAUUGUGCCAGAGCUUGAAGGGGCCCUUUAUUUAAAAGAAGAUGGAAAAAAGUCCUGGAAGAGACGUUAUUUUCUUCUACGAGCUUCUGGAAUUUAUUAUGUACCCAAAGGAAAAACCAAGACGUCGCGGGAUCUGGCAUGUUUCCUUCAGUUUGAGAACAUGAACGUGUAUUACGGUUAUCAACACAAAGUGAAAUAUAAGGCACCCACAGAUCACUGCUUUGUCUUAAAGUACCCCCAGAUUCAAAAGGAGUCGCAAUAUAUCAAGUACUUAUGCUGCGAUAAUCAAGCAACCCUACAGCAGUGGGUAACAGGAAUAAGAAUUGCCAAGUAUGGCAAGACACUAUAUGAUAAUUACCAAUGUGCAGUGAAGAAAGCUGGAUUGACCUCUCACUGGGCAAAUCAAGGAAAGGUGGAACCAGCUGCCCCUGCAGGAUCUUCAGCAGCAGGUGCUAUUCAGUCAAAUGGACAGAUUCCCCAAACUGUUCGGCGUUUCAGUGCAGAAUUUCCAGACACUCAGAAGAAAGUGGAGGCAUCAGAGGCACAGUCAAAUAACACCAGUGCCCCUGGCGUGGCACAGUCAUUGCUGAGGCCACAGAAAUUCCAGGGUAAGAGGAACUCACUGCAGCCUCCUCCUCCCCCUGAAAGGCGUUCAUCUGCUAUUUCUGCUUCACCAGUUCUACCCUCCAAAGUGAAACGAGACAGUGGCAUUUUCCUAACAGAGCCAGAGAGCUGUCCACUACCACCACCUACACUGAAGAUUGAUUUGCCUCCACCACCAUCUGAUUUCUAUGAACCUCCUCCUGAUUUUGUGCCUCCACCACCACCAGUCUCCAGCAGCAGUAAUGGAGACCUGCCAUUACCUCCUCCACCUCCACCCGUCCUCAGUAAGCCACCACCACUUCCAACAAAGAAACCUGUGCCACUUCCUCCAAAAAGGCUAGAAAACACAGGACCAGCUGGAGAGCCACGGUCAGCGGGGCCACCUCUGAUCGGGGCAGGAGGGAAGCAACCAGAUUUCAUGUCUGACCUAAUGAAAGCUCUUGAGAAGAAAAGGGGCAGCAGCAGCUCCUGAACUCUAGCAACAGGUGGACUUUAAGGCAUAACUGGUUUUGUGAGGCAUCAUAGAAGGUCAAGCUGGAUCAGGCUCCUCCAGGAGGAAUUCUC
Molecule: messenger RNA, 2080 nt
Organism: Acanthisitta chloris (rifleman)
Lineage: Eukaryota; Metazoa; Chordata; Aves; Passeriformes; Acanthisittidae
Gene: APBB1IP
Product: amyloid beta (A4) precursor protein-binding, family B, member 1 interacting protein
Exons: 13
Coding region: 3-1988 (661 amino acids)
Biological process (GO): signal transduction
Cellular component (GO): plasma membrane; cytosol
Source: RefSeq, a predicted model, not a curated record